Gekko japonicus is the source of this 1851-nucleotide messenger RNA. RefSeq names its product cyclin-dependent kinase inhibitor 1B (p27, Kip1) (gene CDKN1B). Gene Ontology annotation, biological process: negative regulation of cell population proliferation; G1/S transition of mitotic cell cycle. Gene Ontology annotation, molecular function: cyclin-dependent protein serine/threonine kinase inhibitor activity; protein-folding chaperone binding. The record is from RefSeq and is a predicted model, not a curated record. Gene Ontology annotation, cellular component: nucleus; cytoplasm. Lineage: Eukaryota; Metazoa; Chordata; Lepidosauria; Squamata; Gekkonidae.
AGCGGCGGCUCGGCUCGGCUUCUCUGCAGCAGCAGCAGCGGCUCGGCGCUGAGCAGAGCUGCUCCGGCGGGGCGCCCCGCCCCGGCCCUCGCUCGCUCGCUCGCUCCGCCGUCGGUCUCUGGGUCCUCCGCCUCGCCUCGCCUGGCCGGCGGUGGCUUAUGCAAGGCGCGGGCGGCGGCGACGGCGGCCCUCUCAGUUGCCUGCGGCUCCCGGUGGACGCGCGCUCGGCUCCCGCGCCGCCCCCCCCCUCCCCGGCCCGCCCGGGGCCACCAUGUCCCACGUCCGCCUCUCGAAUGGCAGCCCGACGCUGGAGCGGAUGGAAGCCCGGCAGGCCGACUACCCCAAGCCCUCGGCGUGCCGCAGCCUCUUCGGCCCCGUGGACCACGACGAGCUGCCCAGGAAGCGAACCGCCGACCCCGACGAUUCCUCUCAUCAAAACAAAAGAGCCAACUCGACAGAGGUAAUUCCAGAAGACUCUCCCUGUGCCAGCUCAGUGGAACAAACACCCAAGAAAUCCAGCCCGGGACGGCAUCAGACGUAGAUUGUUUAUUUGAUUUCAGAAAAUAUUCAUUUCCUUGUUCUUUGAAGGCGGUGGGUUUGUGAAGCAAGGAAGAUGGAGAGUUUGUAAAUGAAAGAGAAAGAAAACAUAUCAUUGUUUCUCCAUGGGAUGGAGAACUCUUUGCAAGCACUGAAACAAAUCACACCUAACACUAAAGCCAGGCACUCAUAAAAGAUCUGCCUCUUAAAAGCCUUGGAUGUAGCAUUCUGCAAUUAGGAGUUUCCUCAUUUGCUUCAUUGUACUACCUGUGUAUAUAGUUUUUACUGUAUGUAGCACAUAAAUCCCCCCCCCAUCUCUUUCUCUCUUCCUCGGUUGGUUCUAGGAAGGUUUGGGGAUGGUAAAAGGUGAUGGGUUUGGAAUCUGCUUCCCAAAUCCAGCAAGCAGAGAAUUUGUAUGGGGAAUAACAGUCUGUGUUUUCAAAUGGUCUCUAAGGAUGUAUUGUCCCUUUCUCAAAGGAGCCCAGAACUUUUCCAAAACAAAAUAUCAACACGUUAACAUGGGCUAUUGCAGAAGGAUAGAACCUGCUGAUGGAAUUUCUCCUUGUUAAGGGCACAUUCCUGCAGGAAAUUCUCCUCCUCCCCCCUCCCCCGCCCCACAGAAUGAAUGUGAGUGUGGAAGAGCACACGAAGUUCAACAGGAGAACGUUGCAUGGGAUCAUGUCCUAAAUUUGUAUGCAAGAACUCUGUUUCCAUUAUGUAGCAGAAUAAAGGGCUUUUUUUCUGGGACCCUUUAAAUUCCCUUCUCUAAGAAGUGUUUGCUAUCUAUAAUACUUUAGAUAAUUUCAAAAAUAAUUUAAAAUUCAUGAUUGGAAUGGAAAGGGAGGGAAAAUUGACAGAACCCUGAACUUUCCCCCCUCCCUUCUUCUUGCUCACUCUCUCGUACCUGCAAGUGAGUAAACAAAAAGAAAUACUACAUCUUUCAACAGUAUUUUUAAAUUGCCUAUAUGUUUUUUUUAAAAAAAAAUUAAUUUUUGAAAUGUACCUGUGUACAUAACUUUGUAAAGACACUGAGAAAAUUAUACUAACUUAUUUAUGUUAAAAGAUUUUUUUUAAAUCUAGAAUAAGAUAUUUUCCCAUAAAGCCAAAGUGGCAGUGUUUUUUGUGUGUGUGCAUUUGUAAAUGCUCUGUUUGGUAGGGUUUUGUUUUAGUUUUUGUUUGGGGAGGGAGGGAAUUUGUUAAUUAAUAUGGCUGUCCUUAAAUGAUUGCAGACUGAGCCAAGUUUAAUAUUUUUUUAUAAUGUGUGAAAACAGUUGCCAACUGAUAUUGUUUUACAUCAAGCAAUCAAUAAAGAAA